Messenger RNA from Cetraspora pellucida, 187 nucleotides. Lineage: Eukaryota; Fungi; Glomeromycota; Glomeromycetes; Diversisporales; Gigasporaceae. The record is from the annotation of a GenBank genome assembly.
AAGUUCUACAACAGUCGCAACAACCUUUAUUUUAUGAUCAGAUACCUAUUUUUAUGCAUGAAUAUAUAAAAAACGUGGUUAAUGUAGAUGGAGAUGGAAAUUCACUUGCAAUCGCUUUUGUUAAUCAAAAUCAUUAUGUAGCUAUGGUAUUGAAACCUGGUGCACCUGUUCCUCCAAUUGUUAAUCG